AUGUCAGAGCAUAUAAUGUCAGUGGAUCAAACGCCGGAUUCGCAAAACAAGGAUGUCGAUGAUUUUUCACAAAACCUAGAUCACUCACCUGGUGAUUUGGACAAUAAUUCCGAAUCAUCGUCUAUACGGCCUUCGGAUAUACCAACAAAAGGGGCGUUUUCAAUACUCUGCGAAUUAUUAGAUGAGUGCAUAUUGGAUGUAGCCUUUGAAGCUCAUAGAGAAGCUAAAUUGGCUGCGUCUGUAUGCCAAUUAUGCAAAUCGGAGUGUCGAUCUUUUGUAACUCAACCGGGAUUGGAUAUCUUCGGAAAUCAUCCUCAGCAAGAUAAUUCGCCGACAUUUGAAUGUGUAAAUUGUCAACGCCCCUUUCCAUCAAAGCGUUAUGCUACACAUCUGGAAAAGUGUAUGGGUUUAGCGGGAAGAAGUUCAAGUCGUGUUGCGAACAUGAGAAUGGGAAGCGAGAGAAAUCCUUCAUCUCCAUACACUCCUACAUACUCUGAAGAUAAUUUAAAUCAAAGUGAUUCCGAUGGAGGUUUAUACAUCGAAAAAAAACGGAGGAAAUUAAACGAAAAAUCAAGAGGACAAUCUCCUGCCAAGUAUACAAAAUCAAAGAAACAAAAAUCGAUAAUUUCAGAUGCUGUGGAAACUACUUCAACAAUCUCGUCAAAGUUGAAACUACCAUUAAUGUUAUCAGUCAGCUCAGUUUCAACACCCAAUAGUCCAGAUCGAGGUAAUUCACCCAUCAAACGUUCAUUUUCUAUGAAUGAAAUGGAAUUUCCAGAUGAAUCAAAAGAUAUACAAUAUGGAUAUAAUAUUUCAUAUAACGGGAAUUUUGCAUCAGUGGAAGAUACUUCAACACAAUCGUCAUUUGCUGAUAAUGAUUAUAUUGACAUUGAUGGAGAUGAUGAUAUUAUUGAAGUGCUUCAAACAUCCAAUGAUCCAAGACUUUUAUAG
Messenger RNA from Funneliformis caledonium, 951 nucleotides. NCBI's taxonomy places the organism in Eukaryota, Fungi, Glomeromycota, Glomeromycetes, Glomerales, Glomeraceae. The record is from the annotation of a GenBank genome assembly.